Molecule: messenger RNA, 1035 nt
Organism: Fimicolochytrium jonesii
Lineage: Eukaryota; Fungi; Chytridiomycota; Chytridiomycetes; Spizellomycetales; Powellomycetaceae
Product: cyclin-L1
Exons: 6
Biological process (GO): regulation of transcription by RNA polymerase II
Cellular component (GO): nucleus
Molecular function (GO): cyclin-dependent protein serine/threonine kinase regulator activity
Source: RefSeq, a predicted model, not a curated record
ACUUCGUGGGGGCACUUGCAACCAUCCCCACUCAUCCCCACCUCCCACCGGCUAGUCGCCAGCGCCCACUCCUUCCCAUGACAGCUCAGCGUCCUCACCUCGGCAGCACACAAUCCCUGCGCCAAAAGAAACCUUCGCACAACCAUAACCACCUCAGGUCACAUCCAAAGGAACUCACCUCGAAAACGGAAAACUUGCAGACCUUUGGCAACCAUGGCCGUCAUAAGCGGUCCCGCCGACCCAAGCAAGCUCUCCCUGCAAAACUCAGUAUUAACAGUCGAGCAGUUGCAGACUACGCCCUCGAUGGAUGACGGGAUCCCUAAGGAGCUAGAAUAUGAAUUGAGGGUCCUAGGCUGCGAACUCAUCCAGAGCGCUGGGAUAUUGCUCCGAUUGCCGCAGGUAUCCAUGGCGACUGCCCAAGUGCUUUUUCAACGGUAUUAUUAUGUUGCGAGUAUGCGGGUUGCUGCUGUACGGGAUAUAGCCAUGGGCGCCAUGUUCCUCGCGUCAAAAGUCGAAGAAACCCCGCGUCGGAUACGAGAUAUCAUCAACGUGUUCAGCUGGCUGUUUGAUCGGUAUCGGGGGGUUGAGCCGAGGGUUGAAGGGUAUCUCGGGUUGCAAUACAACGACUUCAAAGAAGGCCUCCUCUCUGGCGAAAUGCGCAUCCUCUGCAUGCUCGGCUUCAACGUCCAGGUGCAGCAACCGCACGGGUUCAUGAUCAAUUAUUUGCGGAGUCUGGAUGUGGCUGAGAAUGAGCAGUUGGCGCAGACUGCGUGGAAUUACCUUAACGACGGCCUCCGAACAAACAUAUACACUCUCUACCAACCCUCCACCCUCGCAUGCGCCGCCAUCCAUCUCGCCGCGCGCAAACACCGUAUACCGCUCCCGACGAAUCCGCCAUGGUGGGAGGUGUUUGAUGCCGAGGAGGAGGAUCUGAGGAAUAUCGCCGGGGAGAUUGGAAGGCUGUAUAGGGGCGGGGCGAGGAGGGGGUUGCCGGUUACUGUGGGGGAGAUGGAGGUGUGGUUGGGGAGGGAGGGG